Neurospora tetraspora is the source of this 1206-nucleotide messenger RNA. RefSeq lists its product as uncharacterized. Lineage: Eukaryota; Fungi; Ascomycota; Sordariomycetes; Sordariales; Sordariaceae. The transcript is spliced from 3 exons. The record is from RefSeq and is a predicted model, not a curated record. The annotation marks the transcript as partial. Gene Ontology annotation, molecular function: nucleic acid binding.
AUGUCUUCAAGCGAACUGAAAUCCAAACGCAGCCCUCCAAGUCGGAGCCAGUCGCCCAGGUCUGGCGGACAUAAUCCCAAGCGGCCGAAGUUCAAUGGUGAUCCGGUUAUUGACCUAACCGGAGACCCGGAAGACGAUGAAGACGAUCAAAAUACGGUAAUGAGAUUAGAAUCAUCCUCAAAGUCGAAUGAUCACCAUGUUAUUGAUCUGACUGGUGACUCGGAUGACGACGAGAUCAACGACAUGCUGCAUAGCAUUGAAGAAGAAGCCGGUGAGCUUCUUGCUGGUCUGGAGGCCACAGCUAUGGCUGUAGCUUUACCUUCAGCCCCGUCUCCAGCCGCGCCGCCUCUCCGAAGCCCUUCGCCUGAGCUCAAGGCCAUCGAGGUCGUCGACCUCACUGGCGACAGUGAGGACGAGCGCGAGCGGUCCCCGCGCUCUCCAACGCCCUCCAUCGAUUACCGCGUUGCCCUCUGCGCACAGGAGACGCGGGACUUCGUCGGCACAUUGGUCAUCAAUCCUCGCCCUGAUGCCCAAUUCAUCGCAGAACGAGCUUGCACUUCUCCUCUUUGGGUUAACAACGUCCCGCAGAUUAUCAUCUUCUGCGAUGGCUCGAGCAGGGUGACACCGUUGAUGGCGUGGGAGGGUACCAAUGGGGGUUACGGAGUUGUGCUUCGGAACCCAUGGGCCGCCGCCGCCGCCAACAACCAAGACGGCAACGGAUCGGUGUCUGGGUUUGAAGUCCGUUCCUGGUCUCACCACAAGACGUAUUCCAGCGCCGAAGCCGAAAUGGCCGCCAUCGCCCAGUCCUUGGACACUUCGGUCGGUUUGAUGGGCCAGCACCGCCCUCCUACAGCCGAGGUGCAGAUUUUUACGGAUUCGAUGGAGUGCUGGGACCGAAUCACGCGGGGGUUGAACCACAGGCAGGACAGGUUCUCUUUUAGACACACGGAGCCUAUCUUGCGAGCAAUCGUCUGGUUGUCGCACCGCUUGAAGAUCAUGGGCGGUAAGCUGACGGUGCGUUGGAAUCCUCGGAGGUGUGCAAUCGGGCCGGAGCUGGCGGAUGACGCAGCGGGUGUGCAUUCUCGAGGUGUUAAUCCCGAGGGCUUCAAUCAGCGGAACGUGCCCUUUUUUCGGAGAGAUGGAAUCUUAAACAUGUUGAAUGAGCAGAUUGGUGCCGUGGUUCGUGAGCGCAGAACUCCUGCGCCU